AUGUCACUCGACCAUUUUCGUCCACCGGCUAAGAAGUUAAAAACGAUAGAGUCAUUUUUCAAGCCUAAAAGGGGUGAUAAAUCAAGUGAGCUGCUUCCUUCUACUGACAAUGUUGGCAUGCCUACAUCAUCACACCAUGAACAUGGUACUUCUCAGCAGCAAAAGAAGCCAUCAUAUGCUCAACCAACUAUAUCUAGUAAAGCCAAAGAAGUUGCAGUUCAAAUAAAUGGAGGUACUUAUGAGCGUGAUCCAGGUUUGCGGCGCCAAAUUUAUGAAUAUCCAGUGAAUCAAUGUGAUGAGGUACGUCGAGCUUAUUUAAAACAGGGACCUUUCAAACCUAGAUUAUCAAAAUAUCCUCCUACUUGGGAUGGAAGACAAGAUCGUUAUUUUCAAUAUAGUUGGCUGAGACAUCAUUCAUGGCUAGAGUACUCUAUCGAAAAGAACAAAGUGUAUUGCUUCCCUUGCUUUAUUUUUGAAACGGAUCCACCUAAGCGUCCUGCAUUUACAAUAGAAGGUUUCUCAGAUUUCAAGCAUAUUGGUUCUAAUAAGACGGUAUUUACAUGUUCAUUUGUUCAACAUGUUGGACAUAUCAAAUAUUCUCACAUGGUAGUUGUGGAAGCUUGUGAAAAUCUUCGGAGGCCAUCUCUCCAUAUUGAUAGAGUUUUUCGUAAACAAAGUAAGGAGCUUAUAGCAAAGAACAGGCUACGACUAAAGGUAGCAAUUGAGACAGUUAGAGUGCUUGGUCUUCAUGCAUGUCCUUUUAGAGGUAACGAUGAGUCAUUAGAGUCAAAAAAUCGUGGUAAGUUUAUUGGUUUGAUGAAAUAUGCAGCCAUAUCGAAUGACAAGAUUGCUGAAGUUGUCUUAGGAAAUGCACCUGGAAAGGCAAUGUAUACUUCACCGAAGAUUCAAAAGGAAAUUCUAUAUAUUCUCGCUAACAAGGUAAAGGAUACUAUUCAUGCAGAAAUCGGAGAUGCUAAAUUUUGUAUUCUUGUAGAUGAAGCACAAGAUUCAUCAGUUCAAGAGCAAAUGGCUAUUGUUCUGAGGUUUGUUGAUACUAAUGGUUGCAUUAGAGAGCGGUUUUUUGCAGUCAGAAGUGUUGAGGACACCACGUCAUUAACUUUAAAGAGGGAGAUUUCCGAAGCUCUUGCUUCACAUGGUCUUUUAGUUGAAAAUAUUCGGGGUCAGGGGUAUGAUGGUGCUAGUAAUAUGAGAGGAGCAUGGAAUGGGUUGCAGGCAUUAUUUCUUAGAGAUUGUCCAUAUGCUUAUUAUGUCCAUUGCUUUGCUCACAGGUUACAACUAGCAUUAGUAGAAGCAGCUAUCUGA
Papaver somniferum (opium poppy) is the source of this 1323-nucleotide messenger RNA. RefSeq lists its product as uncharacterized. NCBI's taxonomy places the organism in Eukaryota, Viridiplantae, Streptophyta, Magnoliopsida, Ranunculales, Papaveraceae. The record is from RefSeq and is a predicted model, not a curated record. Bases 1 to 1323 code for a protein of 440 amino acids. The transcript has a single exon.